This is a messenger RNA of Nicrophorus vespilloides, 426 nucleotides long. Its product is annotated as histone H1-like. The record is from RefSeq and is a predicted model, not a curated record. Gene Ontology annotation, molecular function: structural constituent of chromatin; DNA binding. The annotation marks the transcript as partial. Gene Ontology annotation, biological process: nucleosome assembly. NCBI's taxonomy places the organism in Eukaryota, Metazoa, Arthropoda, Insecta, Coleoptera, Silphidae. The transcript has a single exon. Gene Ontology annotation, cellular component: nucleosome.
AAGUACCUGAAAGCUGCUGUCGCGUCCGGCACGCUCAUUCAGACCAAAGGUAAGGGUGCAUCGGGAUCGUUCAAGUUGGCGUCAUCCGGAGGUUCUGCUGGAACCCAGCAUCAGCAGAAAAAGAAGGCGGCAGCAAAGAAAGCAACCGCUGGCGCUGCCGCUAAGAAAUCUUCUGCAUCAUCGAAAAUUUCUUCUGCUGCGAAGGCGACUUCUCCCGCCAAAAAGUCAACUGUGAUGCGCAACGCCAAGGGUGCGGCUAAAACGUCUGCGAUUGUGGCGAGCAGCACCACCAAGAAGCAACAGGCUGCUGCGGCCGCAGCGACCAGUGCUUCGGCGAAGAUUGCAGCAGCUACGGCUGCGGCAAAGAAGAAGCUCGCAGCUGCGAAAAAGUCCAAGUAUCAUUUGGCAACCACGUGGAGCGGCUAG